Messenger RNA from Suricata suricatta (meerkat), 2255 nucleotides. Its product is annotated as nuclear fragile X mental retardation-interacting protein 2-like. The record is from RefSeq and is a predicted model, not a curated record. Gene Ontology annotation, cellular component: cytoplasmic stress granule; nucleoplasm. Lineage: Eukaryota; Metazoa; Chordata; Mammalia; Carnivora; Herpestidae. Gene Ontology annotation, molecular function: RNA binding.
GCAGCCCGCAGCCUCAGCCAGGGAGUCCCAGCCGCUUUCAAUGGAGGAGAAGCCCGGCCAGCCACAGCCUCAGCACCAUCACAGCCACCACCAUCCGCACCAUCACCCCCAGCAGCAGCAACCGCAGCCACACCACCACCACCAUUAUUCUUUCUACAGCCACGAUCACCAUCACCACCACCAUCACCAGCAACCUCACCAGUACCUGCAGCAUGGAGCCGAGGGCAGCCCCAAGGCCCAGCCUAAGGCGCUGAAACAUGAGCAGAAACACGCGCUCCAGCAGCACCAGGAAACGCCGAAGAAGAAAACAGGCUAUGGUGAACUAAAUGGUAAUGGUGGAGAAAGAGAAAUAUCUUUAAAGAGCCUGGGUUCUGAUGAAGCUACCAACCCUAUUUCCAGGGUCCUCAAUGGCAACCAACAAAUCAUAGACACUAAUCUGAAGCAGACUCUAAAGGCCAGCACCUUUGGGAAAGCAGGAAUUAAAACCAGGAAUUUCGUUCAGAAGAACAGUAUGGACAUAAAGAAUGGGAAGUCUUAUGAAAAUAAAUCUGGAGAGAACCAGUCUGUAGAGAAGACUGAUACUGUAGCAAUUCCAAAUGGUGUUGUAACAAAUAAUUCUGGCUCUAUUACUAAUGGUUAUAUGGGCAAAGGAGCAGAUAAUGAUGGUAGUGGAUCUGAGAGCAGAUAUACCACUCCUAAAAAGAGGAAAGCUAGGCACAAUAGUGCCAAGGGAUGUGAAAACCUUAAUUUAGUACAGGACAAAAUAAUGCAACAGGAGACCAGUGUCCCAACCUUAAAACAGGGACUUGAAACUUUCAAGCCUGACUACAGUGAACGAAAGGGAAAUUGAGUAGAUAGUUCAAAGCCCAUUUGGAAGUAUGAAACUGGGCCUGGAGGAACAAAUCGAGGAAAACCUGCUAUGGGUGAUAUGCUGCGGAACAGCUCUGAUAUUAAACCCGGUGUGAGCGGCAAAAAGUUUGAUGACCAGCCCAAAGGAAAGCAUGCUUCUGCUGUUCCCUCCAAAGAGGACUCUUGGACCCUAUUUAAACCACCCCCAGUUUUUCCAGUGGACAACAGCAGUGCUAAAAUAGUUCCUAAAGUAAGUUAUGCAAGCAAAGUUAAAGAAAACCUCAACAAAGCUGUACAGAACUCUUCUGUGUCACCAUCCUCAUCUUCAUCCUCUUCAUCAUCUGCUGGGGAAACUCAGACCCAGUCUUCAAGUCGGUUAUCCCAGGUCCCUAUGUCAGUGCUGAAAUCUGUUACUUCGGCCAGCUUUUCUAAUGGGCCGGUUUUAGCAGGGACUGAUGCAAGUGUGUAUUCUCCAGGGGGUCAGCCACUGUUAACUACUGCUGCUAAUACUCUAGCACCCAUCUCUUCUGGGACUGAUUCAGUUCUCCAGGACCUGAGUCUGACUUCAGCAGCUGUUGAACAAAUUAAAUCUAGCCUUUUCAUCUAUCCUUCAAAUAUGCAAACUGUGCUGUUGAGCACAGCGCAAGUGGAUCUACCCUCUCAGACAGAUCAGCAAAACCUGGGGGAUAUCUUCCAGAAUCAGUGGGGUUUAUCAUUUAUAAAUGAGCCCAGUGCUGGCCCUGAGACUGUUAUUGGGAAGUCAUCAGAUCAUAAAGUGAUGGAGGUGACAUUUCAAAGUCCUGCCACUUUGGUUUCACAGGGUGCUGAAAUAAUCCCCUCAGGAACUGAGCAUCCUGUGUUUCCCAAGGCUUAUGAGCUGGAAAAACGGACUAGUCCUCAAGUUCUGGGUAGCAUUCUAAAAUCUGGGACUACUAAUGAGAGUGGAGCCUUAUCCUUGGAACCCAGUCAUAUAGGUGACCUGCAAAAAGCAGACACCAGUAGUCAAGGUGCUUUAGUGUUUCUCUCAAAGGACUAUGAAGAAAAUCAAAAUCCUCUGGCAUCUCCUACAAACACUUUGUUAGGCUCCGCCAAAGAACAGAGAUACCAGAGAGGCCUAGAAAGAAAUGAUAGCUGGGGUUCUUUUGACCUGAGGGCUGCUAUUGUAUAUCACACUAAAGAAAUGGACUCUGUUUGGAAUUUGCAGAAGCAAGAUCCCAAAAGGAUAAUCACUUACAAUGAAGCCAUGGAUAGUCCAGAUCAAUGAAGGACCAGACUGCCUAUUUGUAACCUUUCUGCAGCAUUAGAGCCACCGUUCAUGGGGGACACAAGGCUUUUAUGCUCCUAGAUCUUCAACGCAGCAGAGGAACCAUAAGUAGAAUCACAGGAUAAUAUAUACAAAUAUAUAU